ACAACUGCGCAGCGCCGCCGAUCUGAAAGCCGCUUCCCGCCUUGACUGCUGCGCAGCAUUGACGUUAACACGAGUUAAAGAUCUGCGCUGUGUUUACGCUCGGAGCGUCGACCAUAGGAAGCAACUCACAUCUACACAUACGCUGCAGAAAUUGGAGCUGAAUGAUUUCUUUGUGGGAUUGGGCGACUAUUAGCGCCUUGUUUUGGGGUGAAGUCCGCAGGUUUACUUAAAUAAAGGGUGUUGCACUAAACCGGACAUGUGAUUUGAAUAGGUUUGUGCAGCCACGAGGGUUCGCUGACCAUUAUCGCGCCUUUUAAUCCGCCGAGCGCUUUAACGAGCCACCGAUAGUCGAUGAUAGGAUCGAAUUUUCCACAUUGCAGGUGCUGUUACGCGCAGCCGCUGCUUCACGCCGCGGCGGAACAGAAAGCAUAACGGGGUACGAUUACAAUCGGAGGAUGGUCGCGAGGAUGGCGAGCUGCGGGGCGACCUGUCACCUGGAGGACGGAGACGGAGAUAUCCCGGCGGCUGAAAACAAAGAUACCGUGACAGAAAGCGACAGCAGCAGUUCAGAGAACACGGGAACAUCCACCGAUGAGAGCUCAGAGGACGAAGAGGAGGAUGAGCAGUCUGGAGUCUGUGCCGAGAAAGAUGAUGAAGAGGAAGACAAGGAGGAGGUUGAUGCAGAAGAAUCUAGAGAUGAAAUAGCAGCUGGGCCCGAAGCAGAGGUCCUUAAUGGGAAAGAUGAGGGGACCUUCAAAUUAUGCUGUGAAAAAUGCAAAGCCAUCCAGCAGAGCCACGCCGGUGAGAUUGUCAAACCCAGGCGGAUCUCCAAGGGGCGACUCCAGGUGCAGCUGGAAGGAGAGGGCACAUACAAGUGUUCGGUCACCGGCCUGGUGUUUGAAGCAUCCGAGCGGGUCAUCGUGCGGUACUCCAUCCUAUCCUGGUCCAAGUUUGGCUCAUUCCUGAGAGACUCCUGGAAGUUCGCCGGACCCAUCUUUAACGUUGACACGGUCCACAAGGACGCGUCGGUCCUCAAGUCCAUCCAGUUCCCUCACUCCGUCUGCCUAGCUGAUCCAGAAAAUGAGAUGACAUUCAGCGUCCUGCACAUAAAAGACAACCGUCCACUCAUCGAGCCGACGGUGGACCACUCGGGGAGCCACGUCAAGUGGAACGUCACGUCCCUGUCGCCGGUGGGUCCCAUCAUUCAGACGAGCCGGGCCGUGGAGCACCACGGCGUGGUUCUGGUCUACAAGCAGCUGGGCAGUGACAACAACAACAACAACUACAACUUCCACGUCUACUUGGCCACCAACAGCCAGUCGGACAUCAAGGAUAUAGCCAAACAGGUGCGGGGCUACAAGAAUCGAUAUGUUCGGAUAGAGAAACCUCCCACGUGUAAACUCGACGAGGGGACGUAUCGCCUCCUGAGCGAGCCGGAGGGAGAGAUCAAACCUCAGGACUUGAAAUUCACCAUCGCAGUGACUAAGAUGAAAGGCUACUUUGAGGCUUUCUUUGAGCAGCCGCCUCCUUUUACAUUGUCUCUUAUAGAGAUCAACACAGAUGAGACCGUGUGGUCGGCUACCAUCAGGGAAGGUGACUGUGUGGAUGACACAGAAAAAAAGCCAAGAAAGAGAACAAACAGCAGGCAGAGGAGCAGCAGCCCCUCAGAAGAGGAGACGACCUGUAAAAGAUCUCGAUGGCUGGACGAGACAGAUGGGGUAAAAACAGCGGCUCCGCCCAACCAGGACAUGACGGAGAAGCAGCUGCUGCUGGUGGCCAAGCGGCUCGGCAAGGAGUGGAAGCAGGUGGCCAUCUAUCUAGACUUGAACUCCAAGGAGCUGGACGACAUCCAGGCGGCGGAGAAAGACGUGACCAUGCAGAAGCUGAAGAUGCUGGUGCAGUGGAAGAGCAGGAGGCGGCCGGCAGAGGCCACGGCGUACCACCUGUGGGACAGCGUGAAAGAUCUGGAUGACUUGCCAAAUGAGGUUUAUCAGACCCUGCAAGAUAUGAUGAACAAUCAGGCAGCUAAGUGAAAGGGACAUGAACUCAAUGGACCCCUGGAAAUCUGUUGCUCCACGAACCAGAAGAUCGAAGAUCUCAGGAAUACAGCACAGCGGAGUUGAAGUCAGCUCCACAACGUCAGCUCUUCCUUCCAUUUGUAUUUCUCAUCCGUCUGUGGACACUUCAUGUUUCUCCAUUUCAUGAAAAGACUUGCCUUGUUCUUUCAGACGCGGCCCUACGCCUCUGUAGUGAGUACAGAACAGAUGAGCCGUACCCGUAGGUACUUUUGUGUAGCCAGAAAUUGUUGCCUACCACUAUCAGGUUCUAAAGUGACCUGUGCAGACAUGUAGCGGUCCUUUAGAUGUUUAGUAGCUAAUCAUGUAGCCAGUAACAGAUGUAAAUGUACUGUAGGUGCUGCAGUGUCGAAACUGCAAAAAUUGGGAAAAAUCCAACCUGCGGAUAUUGUUUCAGUUUUAAAUGUUAUGUUUAUGGGACUUUUCCGGCAACUAUUAGGCAUUGCGUCGCACGCAUAUGCGUCUGACUGUUGUAAAAAAAAAAAAAAAAGAAGUUUCUGACUGAAUUAUGGAACUAUUUUUUUACACUGUGCACACUUUGUUGUAUACACACCUUUUUUUUUUUUUUUUACCAGCCUUUUCAAGCUUUAUUUUUUUAAACUGUUAUAUCUGUACGUGUUUUUUUAUUUGACCACUAAGUCUUUGUAAAACUCAAUGGAGUUGCAUUUUUUUUUUUAUUGAGGAUAAAUCUUGUUUGUGCAUUUCAGGUGGGUGCACAUUAUAAACAAAGAAGCAAUACAUAAAGUUUGGAUUCAGGGCUAAAUUGAACUGUCCUGCCUGUGUGAGUGCAACUGGACGCUGAGCAUCAUUCCUAUGUCUUUUUUUUCCCGUAAGUUUUUCAGGUCUUGUAUCACUGACAUAGAUACUAGAAACAUCAAACUACACUGUAAACCGCCUGGGGAAAAUCUCAACACUAUUUGAGAAAAGUGGCAGAAGGCUGAAUCAGCCGAUGUUAUGUAGUAAUGUUUACAUUCAGAGAAGAUGCUCCCUCAUAGCGUUCACCACCAACUCUCCGUCCUAGCGCUCGUUUCCACUUGUUUCUAUCAGGUCAGAAUCUCUCCAAAAGCUUCCGAAAUAAAAAGAGAUGGGGACUGAAUAAAACGAAACAGUGUCUCUCCU
Mugil cephalus (flathead mullet) is the source of this 3194-nucleotide messenger RNA. RefSeq lists its product as uncharacterized. The coding region runs from base 456 to 2033 and encodes 525 amino acids. Gene Ontology annotation, cellular component: THO complex part of transcription export complex. The transcript is spliced from 17 exons. The record is from RefSeq and is a predicted model, not a curated record. NCBI's taxonomy places the organism in Eukaryota, Metazoa, Chordata, Actinopteri, Mugiliformes, Mugilidae. Gene Ontology annotation, molecular function: protein binding. Gene Ontology annotation, biological process: mRNA export from nucleus; signal transduction; regulation of DNA-templated transcription elongation.